Messenger RNA from Caenorhabditis auriculariae, 3545 nucleotides. The record is from the annotation of a GenBank genome assembly. Lineage: Eukaryota; Metazoa; Nematoda; Chromadorea; Rhabditida; Rhabditidae.
AUGCUGGAAGAUCCGCGGGAGAAGGCGUACAAGGCGGUCGCCUACUCCGCGGUCACGUUCAGCUUCGUCGCCAUUCUCAGCGUGUGCGUCUCGAUGCCCGUCGUCUUCAAUUUUGUCGACUCCAUCCACCAGCAGACGAAACGCGACAUGUCCUUCUGCAAGGUUCGUCCAGAAUCUUUCUACUUUGGAAUUUUGAGUCUAAAAUAUAUUUCUUGCAGUAGAGUUAUUUUUUAAUUUUAAACUUCAUGCGAGUGCAACUUCAGUAUGUAAAUUCAAGUUUUGGUGCUAACUGUAAUCUUAAUUUUUGAAGUUUGCUCGUAGAACAUCGAAAUCAAAAUUUAUCGGAGUUAUUUAUUCAAUGCCGACCUUUUGGAGACUGAGGAAAUGUUUUUAAGCUUUUCCUCUCAUUUCUGGUUUUCAACAGACUGUGUUAUCUAUAGUUCGCGAUAGUUUAGAACUUUUCAAUCGAAGAAAAUAACCCGAACUAUUGUUUUCUUGCUCGAUGUCAGUAUCAUUUUCUGAAAUAAUUUAUUUUCUCACGGCCUGCAAUACUUCUGGCUCCUUCUGUAUAUAUGACUCGCCUAAUCGAAAAUUGAAAAAUUGAAUAAGAAGGUGUGUAGCCGUUUUGCCAGUAAAAAGCGGCUCAAAAAAAGCCUGUAGAAAGUUUUUGCGGGGCUUUUCGCAAGUCCAGAAAUUUGCGAAGGGUUAAUAAAUUCGAGAACGGCGAUUUUUUCACAGGACCGUUCUUAGUAGAUUUUUUUCGUUAAUUUUCAUAAUUUUUUUCGUCAGGUUUUUGUAUUUUUUUAAAUCUGAUUCACUUUCAUCGGAAGGUCAAGAAAAAAACUAUGAAAAAAAAUUUUGAACAAUCUUAUAUGUGAACGAUAUUUGGGUUUCUAGUAUUAGUUUUUUUUCUGUAGCAUGAUCCUAAAAAACUUAAGAGAUUUAUGUUAAAUGAAACUAUCGAAAAACUACAUUCGGUUCACGUUCACCUCAACUGAUUUCCAGGGCUCCGUUUGUUCUGAAUUGUGUAUAGUUUUCAGUUGAUUCAGCGAUUUGGUUGAUUUUUUCCGUCAAUUUUCACUCUACGUAUUACAUCUUUUUCGCGCGUUUUUCUUUCUCAUUAGUGUCGCACAACGGCUAUUGAUAACAUUGCUAAUUAGAUCACCCAUAUACAGUGUUGCUUUGACGAAAAAAAUAAAUAAUGAUAUAUUUUUUCUUAAGUAUUUGUUUUUUUUUUAUUAGUUCAGUUUUUCGAUUUUUUCGAUUCAAACUAAAGAUCUGCAGAAUCUCUCUCAUUUUGAUAGUUUUUUAAAAAAAUAACAUUUUUCCGUUCUUCACCCUUCUAUGACAGCAUCUUCAACCGUGAAAAACCCGAAAAAAAAAACUCCUAUUUCUUCGCUCUCCCAAUUCAAAGCGGUAUAGGAAAACGCUUGAAACGGUAUAAUUAUGACGAGAAGAGGAUGUCAAGAGCUUUUACACCGUUGCAACACGUUUGGUGGCUGAAGAAGCUGCAGGGCGCGCGGUUCCAGCGCCGCGGCCGCCAAGAAUUUGCUGCAGCAACCAGAUCUUCUCCUUCUGAUUACUCAUCCGUGUCUCUCUCAUUACUCAUAAAAAGCUCAAGAAAACUUGGAACGUGAAAAAAAAAACUUUGAAAAACUUGAAAGUUCAUUAGCAUCGAAUCAUCGACUAUCAUUUUCUACAAUCGAUAUAAAUGUACUCAUUUGUAAAGUUUGCGCACUUUGGAUAUUUUUGAGAAGUUUUCCAAAUACUAUUCGCAUAUAGAUGAAUGGGCUGAAAGAAGUCCGUCAAUUUUAUAACGUUUGCCACUAAAGUCUCGAAACUUUUUCAUUUCAACUCUUUUUUUAAGGCCAAACUUGAACCUAACUAUCAAUGUUCAACUUGUUUCGCCUUCAAAUAUAUUUCAUUAGAUUAGUUUUUUAUUUCAGUCCACUUCGAAGGCAUAUUGAACCUUCACCUGAAUGGAUCAAAUACAAGUUAUUACCGAGUUGUCUCAAAUGAGCUCAAAGGUUCAAUCAAAUCUUGGUUUCAGUCAUCCGCAAGAGACAUCAUGUCGGAGAUCACGCACAAAAAGCCGAUUGUGGCGGCUUUGGCAUCGAAUGCGACGGCGAUCCGUGGCAAGCGUCAGUCCGUCGGCUGUGCAGGUUACUGUCUUCGAUUCUCAUCGAUCCUAAUAAAACUUUACUCAGGCUGCUGCAAGCCAGGCCAUCCAGGACGUCCUGGCCUCCCCGGUCGGAACGGAAAGCCCGGAACUCCCGGUGCUCCAGGAAGGCCAGGAACUCCAGGUAGACCUCCGAUCGUCUGCGAGGAGCUCGACAUUCCGCCGUGUAACCCAUGUCCUGCUGGAGCUCCAGGACCUCAAGGGCAAGCCGGACCAGCCGGAAUUCCUGGCAGGUUCGAAAAUUUCAUUUCUUUCUUUCCUCAAAUUUUCAUUGUUGAUUGAGAGUUCGGUGUCAAACUCAACGAUCUCAGUUCUAACUGGUAAAAAAUUUAUAAAAUAAGAAGUAUCUUUAAAAUCAAUGUAUUCCUCUUUGGAAGACGGAUAUAUUUAAAAUCAGUUUUCAACAAAAAUCAAAUUUUUUCAUUGUCUUGCCGAAGUUUCAUGUAUAGCUGAUUCACGGCUGGCCUGAGCCAUCAAAAAAUAGGUCCUGACACGAUAAAAAAUAAGGAUACAGGCCUGGUUUGUGGAGAGCGCAGACAGGUCACGCCCCCUUGGCGUCCCAAGUUAGCCGUGAAUCGGCGAUAAUGAUUUUGAUUUUUUUUUUUCUAGCUUUCCUAAUCUAUCUUGUGAGUCUUGAGAAAGAAAAUUAUUCGUUGAAAAAAUGUUAUAAAACUGAACUAGAACUUAAGUGAGGUAUAUAACUUUUUAUAACUAGAUUCUUAGGUUCGAUCUUAAUUUAAUUUACGGAGAUUGAAAAGUCAUGUUUUGAGCUUGAUGAAACGGUUCAGACCUGGAAACCCUGGACGACCAGGAGCGCCAGGACCACCUGGACCGAUCGGACCAAAUGGAUCUCCAGGAGAGCCAGGAAGCCCAGGAAACGACGGAGAAAAAGGAGAACCCGGAAGACCAGCACAGUCGACUCCAUCCAUUCCAGGAGACUCUGGAAACCCUGGAGAACAAGGUUGCGAAUGUGCUUUUGAUGGAACCAUCUUUCUCUUUUCAGGACCCACUGGACUUCCUGGAGACGAUGGACCGCCAGGACGCGACGGUCAGCCAGGCCAAAAAGGACCUCCAGGACCUCCAGGACCACCAGGAAACGUCGGAACGGCUGGUCCUCCUGGUAAUCCAGGUCUUCCUGGACUCCCAGGACCUCAAGGAGAACGAGGUGCGCUUUUAUGCCAUGAAAAAAGGGCAGGUUUUUCUCAGAAUUUCGAAAUAGCUCAAAAACAUUACUAUUUGUUGAGAUAAAAAUCUAUUUUUAAAAAAACUUUAUACUUCUCCACUCAUGCCGCUUUCUGCAGGAAUCUGUCCCAAGUACUGCGCGCUGGACGGUGGCGUCUUCUUCGAGGACGGAACUCGGAGAUAG